Molecule: messenger RNA, 786 nt
Organism: Cololabis saira (Pacific saury)
Lineage: Eukaryota; Metazoa; Chordata; Actinopteri; Beloniformes; Belonidae
Product: guanine nucleotide exchange factor subunit RIC1-like
Exons: 3
Source: RefSeq, a predicted model, not a curated record
CCAUCCAUAUACAUCCAUCCAUCACCCAUCCAUCCAUCCAUAUACAUCCAUAUACAUCCAUCCAUCCAUCCAUCAUCUAUCCAUCCAUCCAUAUACAUCCAUCCAUCCAUCCAUCCAUCCAUCCAUCCAUCCAUCCAUAUACAUCCAUCCAUCCAUCCAUCCAUCCAUCCAUCCAUCUUCAUCCAUCCAUAUACAUCCAUCCAUCCAUCCAUCAUCCAUCCAUCCAUCCAUCCAUCCAUCCAUCCAUCCAUCCAUAUACAUCCAUCCAUCCAUCCAUCCAUCCAUCCAUCCAUCCAUCCAUCCAUCCAUCCAUCCAUCCAUCCAUAUACAUCCAUCCAUCCAUCCAUCCAUCCAUAUACAUCCAUCCAUCCAUCCAUCCAUCCAUCCAUCCAUCCAUAUACAUCCAUCCAUCCAUCCAUCCAUCCAUCCAUAUACAUCCAUCCAUCCAUAUACAUCCAUCCAUCCAUCCAUCUAUCAUCCAUCCAUCCGUCCGUCCGUCCUCCGUCCGUCCAUCCAUCCAUAUCCAUCCAUCCAUCCAUGCAUCAUCCAUCCAUCCAUAUCCAUCCAUCCAUCCAUGCAUCAUCCAUGCAUCAUCCAUCCAUCCAUCCAUCCAUCCAUCAAUCCAUAUAUCCAUAUUCAUCCAUCCAUCCCUCCAUCCAUCCCUCCAUCCAUCCAUCCUCAGCAAUAAUUCAGCAAUAUUUCGCUCCAUCACUAGAAGACGAGGAGCUUCGUCUUCCCUCCUUCGGCACCAGCGUGGUGAAGCAGGGGGGUGUUUUUCAGCUUUAG